AUUUCACUGAAAUAUCAUCCAAUAAAAUUCAACUCGGCCUACAAACCCACCAUGAAGUUCCAACUAUCCACCCUUGCCAUGCUCGGCUCCUUUGUGGCAUUCGCCCAUGGGGUCUGUCUCAAAACCAGUGGCAACGCUCAUAUUGUCCCCAAAACCGGAGAUAUGAAAAUAUUUGCCCUUCUCUACAACGAUGGCAAGCUUGUUUGCAGUAUCGAUCGUACCACCUAUGACAAGGAAAUGUGGUUGGACUGCCAUGAUGGACACUAUUCCGCGAUUCCGGAUGACCUUAGCGUUGUCGCGUAUGCACACAACAAGGUGGAUUACCAAAUUCCACUCCAACCGGAGAGUGUUGGAGAAUAUUCCUGGGCCUGGAACGGCCAAUUAGGUUGUUGAUUUAUAGCGCACCCUACUGUGACGGUGGCUCAAGCCAGGAUUCAGCGCACACCUAUACUCUUCUUAGACAUCCCGUGGACAGUGCUUGAGAGACGGGGGGGGGUUGACGUUCCUGACGCUCUUCGGCUCCAGUCAGACAAUCAUUAUUUUCAAAUUGGGUACGGAUAAACGAUUGGAAAUGUAUCUUUUGAGUCCUGGGAACACACCGCCUCAUUUCUCAACUUAGUCUAUCAUUUCUGGGGAAUUUAAAUUAUACAGCUUCC
Messenger RNA from Pseudogymnoascus destructans, 656 nucleotides. RefSeq lists its product as uncharacterized. The transcript is spliced from 2 exons. The coding region runs from base 52 to 393 and encodes 113 amino acids. The record is from RefSeq and is a predicted model, not a curated record. Lineage: Eukaryota; Fungi; Ascomycota; Leotiomycetes; Thelebolales; Thelebolaceae.